AUGACGAGCUAUGCGGAAGGAAGGAUCGGUGCGGAGGAGUACACGACUCAGGAUGCGAAGCAGGCCUACGCGGUGCUUGGAACCGGCGAACCGGAUUACACUCUGCAGAUUGGCGGCACGCAGGGCUAUGCCGAGAGUGAGAUGGACAAGAGGACCUACCUCGAGCAAAAGAUGAACGGCGAGUACGCGACGGGAGUGGAGGUCGUGGGCCAGGAAGACUACGCGAUCCAGACCAUGAACGGCGAGUACGCACUCGGGACCGUGGGAAGAGGCGACACCAUCUCGCUGAAUGCCGAAGGGGGCUACGUCGUGCUGAGGAAGGACGAGGAGGGUUACCUCAAACAAGAUUCGAAUGGCCCUUACGCGGAAGCGAAGAUGGGAGAUCCCGAUUACACGCUGGCCUCAGCCGAAGAAGGGUAUGCCACGACCUCUACAGGCAGCAUCUACUCGCAGAACUCCAAUCAGGGUCCGGCGUACUCCACUUCGGGCUUCACCGUGGGCGACUACGUCCAUGCAUCCUCGUAA
This is a messenger RNA of Acanthamoeba castellanii str. Neff, 525 nucleotides long. RefSeq lists its product as uncharacterized. Bases 1 to 525 code for a protein of 174 amino acids. Lineage: Eukaryota; Discosea; Longamoebia; Acanthamoebidae. The record is from RefSeq and is a predicted model, not a curated record. The transcript has a single exon.